AUGAGCAAUACCGACCUGGAGCGCAUGUCUCUCAGCUCCUCGGCCAACUCGGUGGCCUCCAGCGCUCGGACACUCUCAGCCAACGUGAGGAAGCUGCACAACGCGCUCAACCUCCUGCUCAACGACUUCGAGAGGGAGCAGUUCAUCCACUGCCUCAAUGUCUACCACUCCAAACGCAACGUGUACGACCUGGUUCAGACACUCAACGUCAUCCUCAACGCGCCCAGCAAGAGGCAACUUCUGCCCAUGCUGAGGCUGGUCAUCCCCCGCUCAGACCAGCUCCUCUUCGAGCAGUACACCUCGGAGGGCCUCUAUUUAAAAUCGGAUUUAGCCGCCAGUAACGGCAACGCGGAACCCCCCCCGCCGGGCGACUUCCCCAGCGCCAGCGCCAGCCCGACUCCCCCGGGACAUUUCUCGCCAAACAACCCGCCAGAGUUUCAGGUGGCUCUGCGGGGCUCGCCGGACAGUUUCAGCACCAGCAGCGACGGGACAGCUCCACUGGUGCCUCUGCUCGGGAGGAACUUUAUCCACGAGCCACCCGGAGAGUUGAGGCAGGUCACAAUGAAGAGGCACAAGAGCAACGAGGGCCUGGGCUUUAGCAUCCGGGGAGGCUCAGAGCACGGGGUCGGCAUCUACGUGUCCCUCGUGGAGCCGGGGAGCCUGGCGGAAAAAGAGGGUCUCCGCAUCGGCGACCAGAUCAUGAAAGUUAACGACAAAGUCUUCGAGAAAGUCACUCACGCUGAAGCAGUUAAAGUGCUGAAGGGCAGUAAAAAGCUUUGUCUCUCUGUACGAUCUGUCGGCCGGAUUCCAGGCGGCUAUGUCACCAACCAUGUUUAUACCUGGGUUGACCCUCAGGGUCGGAGCGUGUCACCUCCUCCUGACCUGCCUGAGCAUCGGAGCGCCACCCUGAGAAGAACUGACAGCCAGCGACGCAGUAACAUGCAGCUACUGCAGGACGGAGAUGAGAAGAAGGUCAACUUGGUUCUGGAUGAUGGCCGGUCUCUGGGUCUAAUGAUCCGGGGGGGAGCUGAAUAUGCAUUGGGUAUUUACAUCACCGGAGUGGACCAGGGAUCAGCAGCAGAGUGCGGGGGACUCAAGUCUCUGCCUGCUCCAUUCUCGCCGCCUUGCUCAGUCCCCCCCGCCACACCUCUGUGUUCCCUCCCGUCCCCGCAGGUCGGCGAUCAGAUCUUGGAGGUGAACGGCCGCAGCUUCUUGGGCAUCCCGCACGACGAGGCCGUCAGGGUCCUGAAGUCGUCGCGGCACCUGAUGAUGACGGUGAAAGACGUAGGCCGCCUGCCGCAUGCCAGGACGGUGGUAGGUGAGACCAAGUGGAUCGCCAGCUCGCAGAUCGGAGAGAGCUCCGCCAACAGCAGUGUGGCAGGCUUCUCUAUGGAACAGGGAGCCUCUGCAGCAGGAAAGUCUGGAUUUUAUAAAGGUGUGGCAGGCUCACAGGUGACCCUGUCCAGCUUGGUGAACCAGUCCCGGGCCAUGCUGGAGGAGCAAGCACGCCACCUGCUUACGGAGUCGGAGCGGCAGACUAUGGGCUACUACGUGGAGGAGUACCGGGACGGCCACAUCGGCGUGGAGCAGCUGGUCAUGGCGCUGUUUGAGCUGCUCAACACGCACGCAAAGUUCUCCCUGUUGUCGGAAGUGCGAGGCCUGGUCACCCCGCAGGACCUGGAGCGCUUUGACGGGCUGGUGCUGCGACGUGAAAUUCAGGCACUGAAGGCGCGGCAGGGCACAGCUGGAGCCACGGCGCACCAACCGGACUCCAUGUCCAUGGUGUCGUACCCAGACACCUUGACCUCGUCUUCAGCCAGCUUCAUGACCAACACCACCCUCAGCUCUGCACGGGAAAGGCUGCUCUGGCUGAUAGAUAUGAUGGAGAAUGACAGCGUGGUGGAGAGUAAUCAGGAGGAUCCUCCAGGGAGCCUCAACACACUGCUGACUGACAUCUCUCUGGAUGAUGUACAGUCCACCACAGCUGAAUCCCCCCCCUCCUUCAAGCCUCCGCCCCCACCAGGGGGGCAGAGGCAUCCGAGUAGACAAGACCAGCUCAACAAAUGCCCCUCGUCCGAAUCCUCCCACUCAGGCCUGUACUUCACAGCCCCAACUUCCCACAACCACAGCAAAGACCCAGGACACGCCCCCACUUCACCCUCGCUACACCACAUACGAGAGCACCCCAGGGACCACUCUCGGGAAUACGCCGCCAUCCGGAAGAGAGAACCUUCAGCCCCUUCCAAGAAAGAACAAAUGACCGUCGCUCAGUUGUCCAUGGUCUCCAAGCACAUCAUUGGCCCUUUCCCCAGGGUCCGGUCCCCCAACAGAGGCACCAAACCUGGGGUCCCGUCCCCCUCGCCUCCACCUCCGCCUCCGCUCCCCGCUCCUCAUCCGCCUCCUUCUCUGCCCCUUAAGCUAGUGUCCAUGUCCAAAGCCUCCACCGCCUCCUCUCCUGGCACUAAACAACAGUUUGUUACAGUGGAGGUUCACAGGCCCAACGCAGAGCCCGACGUCAACGAGGUGCGGCCCCUGCCCCAAGCUCGAGGUGGCGCCCUGUCUCAGCUGUCAGACAGCGGCCAGACACUCAGCGAAGACAGCGGGGUGGACAUAGCUGAGUCAGGACACAUCAACAAAGACAGCAGCUCCCAUUCCACACGCACACGCCACCCCCGAGACACCCAGGGGGGUAGGGGGGACAAACCGCCGGGGCUGUUGGAGCCUACAUCCACACUAGUGAGGGUGGCAAAGAGUGCCAGCACCCUGGGUAUUGCCAUCGAAGGUGGAGCCAAUACUCGACAGCCGCUGCCAAGAAUUGUCACAAUACAGAGGGGUGGUUCAGCUCAUAACUGCGGCCAGCUGAAGGUGGGUCAGGUGAUCCUGGAGGUAAACGGGAAUUCCCUGAGGGGCCGUGAGCACAAGGACGCUGCACGCCUCAUUGCCGAGGCCUUCAAGACCAAAGAGAGGGACUACGUGGACUUCCUGGUGACCGAGUUCAAUGUAGCGCUAUAG
This is a messenger RNA of Scomber scombrus (Atlantic mackerel), 3012 nucleotides long. It is a transcript of the gene whrna, whose product is annotated as whirlin a. Gene Ontology annotation, molecular function: protein binding. The record is from RefSeq and is a predicted model, not a curated record. Gene Ontology annotation, biological process: sensory perception of sound; auditory receptor cell stereocilium organization. The transcript has 13 exons. Gene Ontology annotation, cellular component: photoreceptor inner segment; stereocilium tip; cilium. Bases 1 to 3012 code for a protein of 1003 amino acids. NCBI's taxonomy places the organism in Eukaryota, Metazoa, Chordata, Actinopteri, Scombriformes, Scombridae.